CCCCCUCUCCCUGGUCUGCUCGCUCAUUGGCCGCGCCGGCCCUUUAAGAAGAUUAUUACCUUAAAGACAAAUCAAAAGCCCCUAUAAAUAGAUGGAGACUUCAGACUCCCGAAAACUCACUCUCGGAGCGGCGCGUUCCUUUUUUUUUUUGCAGGAGGCAUCAUCAUGGCCAGUCGAGUGGAGCACCCUGCUGGCGGCUACAAGAAACUGUUUGAUACAGUGGAGGAGCUGGCCACCCCAAUGAGUGUCCACAUCACAGGUCGGUUACCCUCAUGGCUGUCCGGCAGUCUGUUGCGAUGUGGACCCGGAUUGUUCGAAGUGGGUUCUGAGCAGUUUUACCACCUGUUUGACGGACAAGCUCUGCUGCAUAAGUUCGAGGUCAAGGAGGGAAACGUGACGUAUCAUCGCAGGUUUAUAAAGACUGACGCCUAUGUGCGGGCGAUGACAGAGAAGAGGAUUGUCAUCACAGAGUUCGGCACCUUUGCUUAUCCAGAUCCAUGUAAGAAUAUAUUCUCCAGGUUUUUUUCAUACUUCAAAGGCUUAGAAAUAACAGACAACGCCCUGGUCAACAUAUACCCCGUGGGGGAGGAUUUUUACGCCUGCACCGAAACUAACUAUAUAACAAAGGUCGAUCCUGAAACAUUAGAAACAAUCAAAAAGGUGGAUCUGUGUAAAUAUCUCUCCAUCAAUGGCGUCACCGCACAUCCGCACAUCGAGAACGACGGCACCGUCUACAACAUAGGAAACUGCUUCGGGAAACACUUCGCGUUCGCCUACAAUAUUGUCAUGUUUCCUCCGCUGCAGGCAGAUAAAGAAGAUCCAAUACUCAAGUCCAAGGUGGUCGUCCAGUUUCCAUGUAGUGAUAGAUUUACCCCGUCCUAUGUCCACAGCUUCGGGUUGACCCCAAAUUAUAUCCUCUUUGUAGAACAACCAGUGAAGAUCAAUCUGUUCAAAUUCCUCUCGGCCUGGAGUAUAUGGGGGGCCAACUACAUGGAUUGCUUUGAGUCUCAUGAAACCAUGGGUACCUGGCUGCAUGUUGCCGAGAAGCAUACGGGAGAAUAUCUCAACAUUAAAUACAGGACGUCGGCCUUCAACAUUUUCCAUCACAUCAAUACAUAUGAAGACAAUGGAUUUCUCAUAGCGGAUCUGUGCUGCUGGAAGGGGUUCGAAUUUAUCUACAAUUAUUUGUAUCUGGCCAACCUACGGGAGAACUGGGAGGAGGUGAAGAGACUUGCGGAGAAAGCUCCUCAACCCGAAGUGCGGAGAUACGUCCUGCCGCUCGAUAUCCAGAAGGGCGACACAGGAAAGAAUUUGGUGACUCUGAACUACACCACGGCUACCGCCACCAUGCGCAGCGAUGAAACCAUCUGGCUGGAACCGGAGGUUCUCUUCUCUGGUCCUCGACAAGCUUUCGAAUUCCCACAAAUCAACUAUAAGGAGUACAGGGGUAAAGAUUACAAAUAUGCGUAUGGACUGGGACUGAACCAUUUCAUUCCUGAUAGGCUUGUAAAACUGAAUGUCAAAAGCAAAGAAACGUGGGUAUGGCAGGAGCCCAACACCUACCCGUCCGAGCCCAUAUUCGUCCCAUCCCCAGAUGCCCUGGAGGAAGAUGAUGGCGUCAUCCUGAGUGUGGCCGUCGCCCCGGCGGUUGGCCACAAGCCCUCGUGCCUGCUGAUCCUGGAUGCAAAGGACAUGAGCGAGAUCGCCAGAGCGGAGGUGGACACCAUCAUCCCCGUCACAUUUCAUGGAAUGUUCAAGAACGGCUCCUAAAGAAAAGCCUCCAACGUAUCAUCACAGACGAGUACAGGUCCGAUCCGGGAGGGAGCGCCGCCCGUGCGUUCUGGAUAUGGAAGCUGCGCACAUUUUUAUCAAUUUGUAUAUUUAUAUAUCUAUUGCUCUAUAUUGAUCCUAGGAGGAUAUUUCAGUUUUUUAGCUUAAUUCGUAUUUCUUAAUAAAUAUUACGAUUUUUUGUUUUG
This is a messenger RNA of Hyla sarda, 1976 nucleotides long. RefSeq names its product retinoid isomerohydrolase RPE65 (gene RPE65). The record is from RefSeq and is a predicted model, not a curated record. Bases 166 to 1770 code for a protein of 534 amino acids. Gene Ontology annotation, biological process: zeaxanthin biosynthetic process; retinal metabolic process. Lineage: Eukaryota; Metazoa; Chordata; Amphibia; Anura; Hylidae. The transcript has 14 exons. Gene Ontology annotation, molecular function: beta-carotene 15,15'-dioxygenase activity; all-trans-retinyl-ester hydrolase, 11-cis retinol forming activity; retinol isomerase activity.